CUCCGCGAACACUAAACGGUAGCAAUUAUCAUAUUCCGUGUUUUUUUUUUCAAUCUGAAACUGAGAGUAAACAGACAGAUACAGUGAUGAUGGAUGUUGGGUCAGAGAAUCACUCCCCCGAUGCCUGUGCUCCUCCUCUUCAUUCUCCCACCGCCUCCGUCAAUUCCAAGAUCGGAAAGAAUAAAUUGACAAAGGAGGCUGGUCAAUCUACAUCAAGUGCUCUUAACAAGUUCAAAUCACAAAUUAGAAAGCCUCCUCGUCGUAAAACCUCUCCUGUUAACUGGUUCCCACGCAAAAAAGGGGAUACCUACAUGAAUAGGAAAAUUAAGAUGCUUCAGGAAGUAGGUGGUAUGAAUUUGACCCUUGAUCAGACGCUAGGCAGUUCUAAUCCACAUUAUUCGAGAGUUCUGAGAGAGAAAAUGGCAGCUAAAGAAGCGGCAAAUAAGGCAAUGGAGGCCCGAAGAGGUGCAUUAGUGGAAGCCUCUUGGUGUUGUAUUUUACGUGCUGCCAGGAUUCCUAGUGAUGAUGCAGAGGCCCAACUCUUGAAGGCAGAAAAAAGUGCAGUGGAGGCUUUUGAGACGGCCCAGGCUAUGGGUGUUAUUAUGUUUGACUUGCCAAAUUGCCCUAGCAAGCAUUGUCAAAUAGAGACAUCCUCUGUUAAUGGAGAAGGAUCAUCUACCCAUACCGUUACUGCAUCUUUUGAAACUGCCUUUGAGGUGGACAGAGAAGUAGCUGCUGCAGUCAAAACUGCAUUUAUUAGGCUUGCAAACUGUCCUUCAUUCAGUAAAGGUGAAUUUAGAGAUCUGCUAAAAAAAAUUAGUGAAAAUCCAGAUACAGAUGAAAGUAAUCUGGACUUGUCAGAGUUCUCUUCAGAGUAUGAAUCUGAGUCUGGGUCAGAGCUUAAUUCAGUCGCUCAAAAGAGUGACUUCAACUCCCAAGACUUGGAAUCCAAAAUACCAUUCCUUGGGAUAGGUCAGAGGAAAAGCCGGAAGAGACAGUCUCUUGAUAACAGAAUAAAACUUGUGGAUAUGAUGAUUGAGAGGUUAAAAUGUUUGCAAGAAGAUGAACUUUCUUCUCUUGCCACUAUAGUCGCAACUUAUGGUUUGAAUGCUGCCUUGGCUGAAGUACAGAAUGCCAAACUGCACAAUCCAGACUCUACUACCAAGUAUUCAUCCUCUUCAACAAUGAAUUUUCCAGCAAGAAGAAUGUCAUCAUUAGGAUUGGGAAAGUCAGCCUUGGAUGCGAUGAGAAAGAAGCAAGUUGAGCCAGAAUUACCAAGCCUAGAUAAGUUUUUAGUUAAGCAUAUGACAAAACUUGAAAGAGAGGUUUGCGAAGCCAAAAAAACCCAAAAGAAGGAAACAGAAUCGGUCAGGGACAGGGAUCGUAAAUCUGUCAAUGAAACUCCAGCAGAGAUGGUACCUGAUUUGGGAAGUAUUCUAGUGAAGAAUUAUUCAAAAUUAGAGAAAGACAUCAAGGAGGCAAAAAUUAACUCAGGAAAGGAAAUGUCAGAAGUUCCAAGAGGCAUGCCAACCAGUCGAAAGGAUCACAUAGAAGUACCAAGCUUAGAUAAGGUCUUAGUGAAGCAUGUCUCAAGACUAGAAAAGGAAGUCCAAGAAGCAAGAAACAGAACAAUCAGUAUGAAAGAAAAAAUUUAUCUAGAUACGUCAGGUGGACUGGACUCAACUUUCUAUUCUGACGAAGCAUUGGACAGGAAAGAAAACAUAAAUUCAAAUACAGAGAUCAAUUCAGGGGAAAACAAAGAUGGGUUGGAAAAAAUACUGAAAAAGCCGGUGCACAGAUUGGAAAGGGAGAAGUUGCAUGCAUUGUCACAGGGAAGCCAUGUUGAAAACUAUAAACAAAGAACGAAUCAUGAAGCAAACAAUGUCGCGGAUUGUGAGAGCUUGGAUAAAGUUUUAGUGAAGCAUGUCUCUAGACUGGAGAAGGAGAAAAUGAGGAUCAAUUUGGGGGAAGAAUGGGGGCAAGUUAAGAGAAGUCACAGAAAUAUCCAUUUGGAAACAACUGAAGGUGGUCUGGAUCAAGUCUUGGUUAAACAUAAAUCCAGACUUGAGAGAGAAAAAAUGGUUGCUGCUCAGCAGCCGGAGAACUCAGUUAGUCUUUCAAAGACCCGUCGUGAAGCAAGGGAGAGAGAGUUUCAAGAAGCUUGGGGAGGACUGAGCUUAGGAAACAUCCAUUUGGAAACAAAUGAAGGUCUGAACAAUCAUAAAUCCAGACUUGAGCGAGAAAAGAGGGUUGCCACUCAGCAGCCAGAGAACUCGGUAAGUCUUUCAGUGACUCGCCGUGAAGCAAGGGAAAAAGAGUUGCAAGAAGCUUGGGGAGGACAGAGCUUAGGAAACUCCAUUAAACCUCGUCUCUCCAAGCUUGAAAGAGAAAAGGCUUCUUGGAUUAAAGCUGAAGAGGAGGAAAGGAAACAAGCAAUGAAAGCAAUUUGAUAGUAAUUUUCCAUACAAUUUCCUUCAUUCAUCCUUGUUGAUAAAAAUGUGCUUACAUAUAUGAUAUAUCGAUUGUGUAAUGUAAUGCAUUGGCUUCUUGAUUGUACUUAAGCUUCUGGCGCAUUGAUUUGGUCCCUUUAUGAAGGAAGUCGUUGCGACCCUGC
Molecule: messenger RNA, 2614 nt
Organism: Cajanus cajan (pigeon pea)
Lineage: Eukaryota; Viridiplantae; Streptophyta; Magnoliopsida; Fabales; Fabaceae
Product: myosin-2 heavy chain-like protein
Source: RefSeq, a predicted model, not a curated record